AAUCAAUUUAUUUAUUCUUCUGCUUCUAGUAGUCAUUUCCAUUUUGAAACCCUAACUAAAUAUAUUUCAGAUCGGAGGUAUAUAUAAUUAUAAUUAUAUUAGAUUAAAGGAAGAAAGAAAGAAAGAGAAAGAUAGAUGGGGAAGGUUCCGGUGAAAAUUAGAUCGGUGGUGUACGGGCUGUCGCCAUUUGAGCAGAAAGUGAUGCCUGGUCUCUGGAAAGAUUUCACUCAUAAAAUCACUCACAAAGUCACCGAUAACUGGCUCAACACCAUCCUGCUUGUUGGACCCGUCGCUGGCGUUUACUCGUAUGUUCAGAGUUACCAGGAAUCCGAGAAAUUGGAGCAUAGGUACUAAAUGCAACCUUGACCGUUGUUAUCUGAGUUGAACAUGCCAGAAGGAUCAAGGCCUCAUCCCAUUUAAUAAAUGAAGAUAAAAUUAUUUUCUUGAUUAAUAUGUUUUUUGGUGGUCAAUGGAGCUUUAUUUGUUGAAGCUUCAAUAGACUUUUUGUCACUUUAACUCUUGCUUUUAUUCCCAUUUCUCUCGACUGAAUUGGACCCUGUGUAACAUUAUUUUAAUGCAAGGAAAAUACCAAUUUUCUUU
Erigeron canadensis is the source of this 600-nucleotide messenger RNA. RefSeq names its product cytochrome b-c1 complex subunit 8-2, mitochondrial-like. The record is from RefSeq and is a predicted model, not a curated record. Bases 136 to 354 code for a protein of 72 amino acids. The transcript has 2 exons. Gene Ontology annotation, biological process: mitochondrial electron transport, ubiquinol to cytochrome c. NCBI's taxonomy places the organism in Eukaryota, Viridiplantae, Streptophyta, Magnoliopsida, Asterales, Asteraceae.